Messenger RNA from Beauveria bassiana ARSEF 2860, 1074 nucleotides. RefSeq names its product Serine family amino acid catabolism-related protein, putative. The transcript is spliced from 2 exons. Gene Ontology annotation, biological process: L-serine catabolic process; L-threonine catabolic process. The record is from RefSeq and is a predicted model, not a curated record. Gene Ontology annotation, molecular function: L-serine ammonia-lyase activity; pyridoxal phosphate binding; threonine deaminase activity. The coding region runs from base 1 to 1074 and encodes 357 amino acids. NCBI's taxonomy places the organism in Eukaryota, Fungi, Ascomycota, Sordariomycetes, Hypocreales, Cordycipitaceae.
AUGGCACGCGACAUCAAGAUUCCCUACAUUGAAACGCCGCUUGUCAAGUCGGCCAGCUUAUCCCGCGCCGCCGGCUGCAAUGUCUACCUCAAGCUGGAAAACCUGCAGCCGUCUGGAUCCUUCAAGUCGCGCGGCAUCGGCCACUUCAUGGUCGAGCAGCUCAAGGCGCUCCGCGCGCAGCCCGGCGCGUCGUCGGCCUCUGCUGCGCACUUUUACUGCUCGUCGGGCGGCAACGCCGGGCUCGCGUGCGUGCACGCCGCGCUGACGCUCGGGUGUCUGGCGACGGUGGUGGUGCCGCUGUCGACGACGGAAUUCAUGAUUGGCAAGCUGCGCGAGGCGGGCGCGAGCGACGUGCUGCAGGUGGGCGCGUCGUGGCAAGAGGCCGACGAUCAUCUGACGGGCACGCUGAUGCCGGCGGCGCGCGCGGCGGGCGAGGCGCCCGUGUACGUGCCGCCGUUUGACGCGCAGGGCAUCUGGGACGGCAACGCGGGCAUCACGCGGGAACUGCUGCGGCAGCUGGGAACCGUCGUCAACCACUACCCGGUGACGUCGCCGGCGGCCGAGGGCUUGUCGGAGAUGUCGCCGCCCAACAUUGACGCCAUUGUGUGCAGCGUCGGCGGCGGCGGCUUGUUUUCCGGCAUCAUGCAGGGCGUCGAGGAGUUUGGCGUGCAGCACCGCACGCGCGUGGUGGCCGUCGAGACCGAAGGCGCCGACUCGCUGCACCAGGCGGUGCAGCGCAUGGAGCCGGUCACGCUGCCGGCUAUUACGAGUCUGGCGACGAGCCUAGGCGCGCGCCGCGUCUGCAGACAGGCGUUUGAGUACGGUCUCCGCGACAAUGUGUCGACGGCGGUGCUGUCCGACGCCGAAGCCAUUCGCGCGUGUCGGCGGUUCGCGGAUGAGGAGCACUUUGUGGUGGAGCUGGCGUGCGGCGUGUGCCCGGCGCUCAUCUACAACGGGCAGAUCAAAGACCACAUUCCCGGCUUCAAUGAGAACUCGACGGUGGUGAUUGUGGUGUGCGGCGGAAGCAACAUGUCGUAUGAGAUUAUGGACAAGUACACGGCUGGACUGGAAUAG